Messenger RNA from Xenopus laevis (African clawed frog), 493 nucleotides. RefSeq names its product protein S100-G. The transcript is spliced from 3 exons. NCBI's taxonomy places the organism in Eukaryota, Metazoa, Chordata, Amphibia, Anura, Pipidae. Bases 159 to 446 code for a protein of 95 amino acids. The record is from RefSeq and is a predicted model, not a curated record.
ACAGGGGAGGCAGUGAGACUGUGCCAUCCAAUAACGUGGCCUCUCAGCACCCAAAGGGGGGCAGAUCCAUUGCACUUUAUAAGUGGCACCGCUCCCUCUCACUGACCAUUUCUGCAACUUCUUCAUAACAUUCCUCCCCUGAUCCAGUCUGUUAAGUCAUGGCCAACAGCCCAAAAUCCACUCUGGAAAAAUCCAUCUUUGACCUGGUUGAGACUUACAAAAAAUACGCCGGUGAUGACUGCGUCCUAAACCAGGAGGAGCUGCGGAAGUUGGCCAUGAAGGAGUUCCCCACCCUGUGUCAAAGUGAUCAGAAGGACGACAUUAUGAAGAAGGUGUUUGCACAGAUGGACAUGGAUGGGGACAACAAAGUCACCUUCAAGGAAUUUGCCUUGUUCUACUGUUACAUCGCCAUCUCUCUGGGGGAAAUGAUGUUUCAUUGCAAGUAAAUCAGAUAUUUUGUAUGAAAUGCCAAUAAAAGUCACUUCUGACCCUC